AUGGACGAAGAACAUCACCACCACAACCGCAGGUUCGAGCUCGACCCACUGAUCAUCGGCCUCCUCGGGAUCAUGGUCGGAGCCGUCGUGGUCGCGACCUACCACUGCAUCCUCGUCGGCCUCCCCAGCAGACGCCAUCAAGCUCAACUUAGUAGUAAUUCCGAUGAGCACGAUCAAGAAAGUGAUGAUCGGGCUCAGAGGCCAAGACGAGCCAGGCCGGGCCUUACCCCGGUGGAGCUGGACCUUGCUGUGAUCCGUGACGACAAGGACUCGAGAGAGGAGGACGCGUGCGCCGUGUGCCUUUGCGAGUUCGACGACGGCGAGUCGGUUCGGGUGCUGCCCGAGUGCAUGCACUACUUCCACGCAGCUUGUGUCGACGCGUGGCUCUACUCGCAUGCCAAUUGCCCGCUGUGUCGAGCCAAGGCGGGCCCUCCGGCAGAUGUCGCACUCUCUGUGGCAGAAUUCGGCGGCGUUCCGGCGCCAGAGCAUCAUAGAGAGGCGGUUCUCGGGAGUUCGGAUCCAGCCAGCGGUAGUAACAACGAGGUGUAG
Syzygium oleosum is the source of this 549-nucleotide messenger RNA. RefSeq names its product RING-H2 finger protein ATL52-like. The coding region runs from base 1 to 549 and encodes 182 amino acids. NCBI's taxonomy places the organism in Eukaryota, Viridiplantae, Streptophyta, Magnoliopsida, Myrtales, Myrtaceae. The record is from RefSeq and is a predicted model, not a curated record. Gene Ontology annotation, biological process: protein ubiquitination. The transcript has a single exon.